UCUAAAACAACAACGAAUAAAAAAGGAACAAGAAAGAAUCACAGGAGUGUUUGUUUCCUGGGAAGAUAAUGGUGGCAAUGACGAUGGCCAACACUACUGAGGAACCAAUUCUGUCGAGGAUGGACCGGCUCGACACCAUUCUGAGGCAGUUGGAGGAAAUCCGAGGCUCGCAUUCGCAUUCGCAUUCACAUACUCAUUCUCCCAAGAGUAGCUCGUGCACCUCUUCACCUACGCGGACAAGCGGGACCCUCAUGAGCGACGGAGGGCACCUUCCAUCGUCCGCGGAGUUGAUCUCCCCAGAAAGCCUAGAGAAGCACUGCCGUCCGAUCGAGCACGUCAUGAUGGAGACCGACGCGAAGGGGUCGCUGAUCGAGCGGCUGGAUCACGUGGAGGACCGUGUGCUGAAGCUGUGCGUGCAGCUGGAGGAGGAGUUUAUGGAGGCUAGUGCCGAAAGGAAGAGAGAUGAUGAGGCGGAGAUGGUCAAGAGGAGAGAGAGAGAAGAGAGAGCAGAGAUGACCAGGAGGAGUGAGAAAGAGGAGAAGAUUGUUAUCAGUGAGAUUGAGAGAACUCAGAUUGAUGUGAUUAAGAAGAAGAAGAAGAAGAAGAAGGGACUGAAGGAACUUGUUAAACAGUGUGUUAUGGGAAAAGGAAAAUCCAAUAAAUCAACUAAACCUUUGAUUAAUUAGCUAGGGUUUCUUUUCCUAUGUGAACUUUUGUUUGUGUUGCUUGUUUUCCUGUUAUUUUAGUCCUCCCAACUUCUCUGCUUUAGUUUGGGGAUUGAUUGGUGAGAGUGUAAUUAAUCAAGCGAGAACAUGUACAACUGGUGUUUAUUAAUUAGA
Molecule: messenger RNA, 839 nt
Organism: Malus domestica (apple)
Lineage: Eukaryota; Viridiplantae; Streptophyta; Magnoliopsida; Rosales; Rosaceae
Source: RefSeq, a predicted model, not a curated record